UGUCAGAGAGUCUCACCAGACCGUGAACGCAGCACCGGUGCGCUCUGCAGAAGCUGCUCUCGCUCCUGCAGCAGCAGAGGAGAGAGAAACUCCACGAACACAACAGGUUGGAGCUGUUUGACUUUCUGCGCAUUGAUAUUUUCAUUCUAUAGUUUUUCAUAAAGUGAAAUAGUGAAAAAUGCAAAUCUCUGCAAGGUUGAUGCUCGCAUGUAGUGUGGAAAUUUGACUUUCGGUAUUUUUGGUUAAGUAGAGCAUCCUGAAGAGGUCAGGUAACCAUCACAAGUGCUGACUUCUUUAAUAAAACUUUUUAUACACAAUACUUGGAGCCGCAUCACUUUCCAGGGUGUCCAGGGACUUCUUCGAGAUGUUCUCCGCGACUCUCCUCCUCACUGCGCUCUGCGUCUUUGCGCACAUGGACACUUUUACGCACGGCUGCCAGCUGCCCUCCGAGUGGCGGCCGCUGAGCGAGGGCUGCCGAGCGGAGCUGGCGGAGAUCAUCGUGUACGCCCGGGUCCUGGCGCUCCACCGGGAGCCCCUAGGCGGCGGGGCGGGCAGCCUGUACAACUCGCUGUCCUUCGGGUUCGGGUACGGCUACGAGGGCGCAGAGGAAGGGCUGCUGUACUCGGCGGAGGUGGAGCUGCUGUGCGACCAGGCUUGGGGCAGCAUGCUGGAGGUACCAUCCGGAUCCAGGCUCAAUCUCACUGGGCUGGGGUACCUGUCCUGCCAGUCCCACACGGUGAUGGAGAACUACUCCUACUUCUUCUUCCUCAGGUGA
Molecule: messenger RNA, 775 nt
Organism: Paralichthys olivaceus (Japanese flounder)
Lineage: Eukaryota; Metazoa; Chordata; Actinopteri; Pleuronectiformes; Paralichthyidae
Source: RefSeq, a predicted model, not a curated record